AUGGCGCUGGUGCUGCUGGUGCUGGUUUGUGCCGCCGUGGCCGUGCUGCCCACCAGGGACCCCCUCCUGAACGUCUGCAUGGACGCCAAGCACCACAAGGCCAAGCCUGGCCCCGAGGGGACACAGUACGAGCAGUGCACUCCCUGGAAGGACAACGCCUGCUGCACGGCCAACACCAGCGUGGAGGCCCACAAGGACCAGUCCAAGCUGUACAACUUCAACUGGAACCACUGCGGGGUGAUGCCCGCCAAGUGCAAGCGCCACUUCAUCCAGGACGCCUGCUUGUACGAGUGCUCGCCCAACCUGGGGCCCUGGAUCGACCAG
Mesitornis unicolor (brown roatelo) is the source of this 324-nucleotide messenger RNA. RefSeq names its product folate receptor beta-like. The annotation marks the transcript as partial. The transcript has 2 exons. Gene Ontology annotation, molecular function: signaling receptor activity. The record is from RefSeq and is a predicted model, not a curated record. Gene Ontology annotation, cellular component: external side of plasma membrane. Lineage: Eukaryota; Metazoa; Chordata; Aves; Mesitornithiformes; Mesitornithidae.